Molecule: messenger RNA, 987 nt
Organism: Lodderomyces jiufengensis
Lineage: Eukaryota; Fungi; Ascomycota; Pichiomycetes; Serinales; Debaryomycetaceae
Gene: EAF3
Product: Eaf3p
Exons: 1
Coding region: 1-987 (328 amino acids)
Biological process (GO): chromatin organization; regulation of DNA-templated transcription
Cellular component (GO): nucleus; Rpd3S complex; NuA4 histone acetyltransferase complex
Source: RefSeq, a predicted model, not a curated record
AUGUCAACGGACUUAAAACCAAACCAACUAGUAUACGCCUACCACGGUCCACUAAUUUAUGAAGCCAAAAUCGUCAAAAUUAAAAAAUCAACAGAUUCAUUUAUAAUAAAUAAUGAUUUACAACAUGAAACAUUAGAACAAAACCCAAAAUAUAAACCUGGAAAUUGGUCUUCGGAUACUACGGUUUAUUUUUUACAUUAUCAAGGUUGGAAUUCUAAAUGGGAUGAAUGGGUUUCAAUUGAUAGAAUUAUGGAAAUUAAUGAAGAAAAUAAAUUUAAAAAAUCUGAAUUAGAACAAUUAACUAAAAAGAAAAGAGUUAAAAAGGAAGAACCAACACCAACUUCUAAAGAUAAGAAUAAUAAUAAUAAUAUUAAUAAUAAUGGAUCAAAAAGAUCCAAAACAAUAUCUUCAUCAAGUUCAACUACUUCAUCAAAUGAUCCUAUAAAAAAACCAAUUAAAAAAAAUAUAACUAUAAAUUUAAAAUUCCCACCAGAAUUAAAAUAUCUUUUAGUUAAUGAUUGGCAAUAUAUAACAAAAGAUAAAAAAUUAGUUACAUUACCAGUCCCACCAUCAAAUUCAGUUUUUCAAAUCCUACAAACCUAUAAAAUCCAAAGAAUUCCACAAUUACAAAAACAUCAAAUUUCAAUACUUGAAGAAAUUCUAACAGGAUUAGAAAUUUAUUUUAAUAAAUCCCUAAGUUUAAUUCUUUUGUAUAAAUAUGAAAAUCUUCAAUAUUUAAAUUUAUUAAAAGAUAAUUUGAUAAAUUCAGGUCAAAAACAAAGUAAAAUUUAUGGAGUAGAACAUUUAUUAAGAUUAUUAGUUUCAUUUCCUGGUUUAAUAAGUACAACAACUAUGGAUUCUAUUUCUAUAAAUGUAUUAAUUUCAGAAUUUGAAAAUUUAUUAGUUUAUUUAAAAAAUAAUUUAUCAAAUUAUCAAAAUGAAUAUUAUUAUACUUCACCACAAUAUGAUGCAUUAGCUAGAUCAUAA